GGAGGGUUACCCUCGUCUUGAAAGCAUUGCCAUGUGUGCAGAGUUCAUUCCAACCCCCUUUCUUUUUCCCAAAAGAAAAAAAAUCCACACUUAGUGGCUGACUGGGAAGAACUCGGGAAUAUUUUUUGUACCACCAUUUUAUUUUUGAGGAAGUUCGAUCUGGCACCCUGAUCAAAGUUCAUAGGGACUCUUGUUCAAGGUGGCGGCUGCACUUGCUCAGCUUAUCGUUGAACUUUUUUCGAUUUAACUCCUCUAGAAAUUAUCAGGGGAACAUGGCAGCGGCGAGGAUAGGGAGGCUGUCACCCGGAAAAGUUGCCCGACUCAGUUUGCCUCGAAGCCGGGGUGAACCGUUAGCCGUUAGCUGUGGCUUUGUACCCGCGGUGCGUUCACUGACCUCUCCCCUUAUGUCCGCCAGAGCCAUGGCCGGCCUGAGCGCCACGCGUUGCGGUCUGCCCAAGGAGAGCGUGACCGAGAACGGUACCUCGCGGCGGGGCAAGGUCCUGACCAUCGACACCAUGAACCCCACCGUGAAGAUGGUGGAGUACGCCGUGCGGGGGCCCAUCGUGCAGCGGGCGGUGGAGCUGGAGAAAGAGCUCUCCGAGGGGAGGAAGAAGCCCUUCCAGGAGGUCAUCAAAGCUAACAUUGGUGAUGCACACGCCAUGGGCCAGCAGCCAAUCACCUUUUUUCGACAGGUACUGGCACUGUGCUCCUACCCCGAACUGCUCAACGACAGCACGUUCCCAGAAGACGCAAAGAGUCGAGCGCGCCGCAUCCUUCAGUCCUGCGGUGGCAACAGUAUGGGUUCAUACAGUGCCAGUCAAGGCAUCGACUCUGUGCGACAUGACGUGGCCCGGUACGUGCAGCAAAGGGACGGCGGCGUGCACUGCGACCCGGAUGACAUUUACCUCACCACAGGGGCCAGCGAUGGCAUCGUGACGAUGCUCAAACUGCUGGUAUGCGGCGAAGGCACGGCCCGCACCGGCGUCAUGAUUUCCAUCCCGCAGUACCCUCUCUACUCAGCGGCGCUGGCCGAGCUGGGCGCCGUGCAGAUCAACUACUACCUCAACGAGGAGGCGUGCUGGAGCAUGGACAUCAGCGAGCUGCAGCGGGCUCUGGAUGAGGCACGGAGCCACUGCAACCCCCGAGCCCUGUGUGUCAUCAACCCCGGGAACCCCACUGGCCAGGUUCAGAACAGAAAGUGCAUCGAAGACGUCAUCCGAUUCGCCGCCAAGGAGCGUCUGUUCCUCAUGGCUGACGAGGUGUACCAGGAUAACGUGUAUGCCGACGGGUGCCAGUUCCACUCGUUCAAGAAGGUGCUCUUUGAGAUGGGGCCUGAGUACUCCAACACGGUGGAGCUGGCCUCCUUUCACUCCACCUCCAAAUGUUACAUGGGAGAGUGUGGCUUCCGUGGCGGCUACAUGGAGAUCAUCAACAUGGACGACGAAGUGAAGGCCCAACUGACCAAGCUGGUGUCUGUGCGCCUGUGUCCGCCCGUUCCCGGACAGGCACUGAUGGACCUGGUGGUCAACCCGCCGCAGCCCGGAGAGCCGUCGUAUGAUAAAUUCAUGAAGGAACGUACAGCCACCCUGAGUGCCUUAGCAGACAAGGCCAGAUUGACAGAGGAGGUGCUUAACACUGUGCCUGGCAUCAGGUGCAAUCCUGUGCAGGGUGCCAUGUACUCCUUCCCUCGUAUCAGCAUUCCAGAGAAAGCUGUCAAAGAGGCCGCAUCAAAAGGCCAAGAACCCGACAUGUUCUACUGCAUGAGACUGCUGGAGGAGACGGGCAUCUGCCUUGUUCCUGGGAGCGGCUUCGGGCAGAAGGACGGGACCUACCACUUCAGGAUGACCAUCCUGCCUCCCACCGACAAGCUGAAGGUUCUCUUGAGUAAAGUGAAGGAGUUCCACCAAAGGUUCACCAAGCAGUACUCCUAAGUCCCCUAAUCGUUCUCUCUCUCUCUCACACACAAACACGCACACACACACACACGUUGAAGAACUGCCAAAAUUCCGAUCCUCCACUUUUUUUUUUAUGAAGUGCCUUCACAUUUUUUUUUUUUUCUAUCUCACUUCCCUCCUCCUCAUGGAUGUUUGCAGAAUACAGACAUCCUAAUAAGGGCACUUAAAACUAACUUUGCGUCAAAAUUGUAGUACAGCGUGGUUGGUAAGUAGGAAAGAAUAUGUGCCAAGGAUUAUUUUAAAUUUUUUUUUUUUUUUUUAUUACAUUUAAAAAAAUAUUAAUUAUCGCUGCUUAAAAACAAACAAACCAUGAAGUAUUCAUUGCUGCAGUCUGUACAUGACUGAGAUAUAUGCAGAAAGUCAUUUUUGCAUGCUUAAAAUAAAUGUCGCUCGAGGCUACAUUUUACAGCUUUUUUUUUUUUAAACAUGUAUUUACGCAGAAAUCAUAUAACACAGAGUUUAUUUUCCUCUAGCUGUGGACAAUAAUGAAAGCAUGCUGAGCGCUGACAAAAUGAAAAAAGCUAUUAAGGCAUUAAUCAACCCUACAUUGUAUGCAAAGCUGCUCCAAAAGAGGGUAGGAAGACUUACUUUCAGUUUCCAUAGUAAAUCCCACUGAAAGGAAAAAAAGUUUCCAUUUUGUGUUUUUUAACAAUGCUAAGCCAAAUAGUGCAAAAAAAAAGCAGAGACCCUAAGAAUCAACUGUCUGUGUUAUUUUGAAAAAGGGAAUGUGCUCGAGAGUUGUCUACCCAUGCACUAGACUAGAGGAAGCCUAUGUUGCAAAGAAUUUUGAGAAUUACUGAAACAUUUUUUUUUUUUAAAUCUACUUGUAUCAUUAUUUGACUAAUUAUUAACUGCAUGCGUUAUGAAUAAAAUCAAAAGUGAUUAUAUCACCAAU
This is a messenger RNA of Syngnathus acus (greater pipefish), 2850 nucleotides long. RefSeq names its product alanine aminotransferase 2-like. The transcript is spliced from 11 exons. NCBI's taxonomy places the organism in Eukaryota, Metazoa, Chordata, Actinopteri, Syngnathiformes, Syngnathidae. Bases 273 to 1931 code for a protein of 552 amino acids. Gene Ontology annotation, biological process: biosynthetic process. Gene Ontology annotation, molecular function: L-alanine:2-oxoglutarate transaminase activity; pyridoxal phosphate binding. The record is from RefSeq and is a predicted model, not a curated record.